CCGGCUGCGGGCAGCCCGGGCGCCGGCCCCCUCCUCGGGCCAGGGUCGCCGAGAUGGACCCACCCGCGGGCAUCGCCUGCGUCCUGCUCUGCUGCGCGCUCUCCCUGCCCGCCGGCGCCCUGCGGCGCCCCGGGGACAGAGAUCCAAUUCUGAGGAAUAUAGAGGAAUACAACCUUGUCAUACCCACCAGCACAGAUUCAGAGGGCAGGUUCUUAUCCCACUUGGUGUCUGGACCGCCAAAAGCACGCUUCAGGAGGGCUGCAGAGGACUUGCAACAUGAAGCAGCAAACGAGCAAAUAUUUUACAAUGUCACUGUUUUUGGGAAGGAGUUUCACUUCAGGUUGUGGCCAAACUCCAGGCUCGUGGCCCCUGGAGCAACAGUUGAAUGGCAGGAGGACUCUGAGGAGACUCACAUUGAACCUCUCUAUGGAAAUUGCCUCUAUGUUGGGGAUAUCACUGAUGUGCCAAAUGCUUCAGUUGCUAUCAGCAAUUGUGAUGGGCUGGCUGGGAUGAUUCGCACAGACAAGGACGAGUUCUUCAUUGAGCCUCUGGAGAAGGGGGCCCAGGAGGAGGAGGAGGAGGGAGGCAGAACACACGUGGUCUAUCGCAGAGCAGCUGCCAAGAAAGAGCUUCCUACUGAGAAUGUGGAUACCCUGUAUAGAGCAGCAAACCUCACAAAUUUGGACAAUCUCGACAGCGCGUUGGACUUGAUUGAAGGGCAGGUGCUGAGAUCGAGGCAGCGGUCCCGAAGGCACGCGGCAGAUGAUGAUGAUGAUGAUGAUGAUUACAACAUUGAAGUCCUUCUGGGAGUUGAUGACUCAGUUGUUCAAUUCCAUGGGAAAGAACAUGUUCAGAAGUACCUGCUGACCCUGAUGAAUAUUGUUAAUGAAAUUUAUCAUGAUGAGUCCCUGGGUGCUCACAUUAACGUUGUCUUGGUGAGGAUAAUCCUGCUGAGCUAUGGCAAGUCCAUGAGUCUGAUAGAGAUUGGGAACCCUUCACAAAGCCUGGAAAAUGUGUGUCGCUGGGCCUACUUGCAGCAGAAACCUGACACUGGGCAUGCAGAAUACCAUGACCAUGCAAUCUUUCUCACGAGGCAAGAUUUUGGUCCAUCUGGCAUGCAAGGCUAUGCUCCAGUCACUGGCAUGUGUCAUCCUGUCCGAAGCUGCACUCUCAACCAUGAAGAUGGUUUUUCAUCUGCUUUUGUGGUGGCUCAUGAAACUGGACAUGUUUUAGGCAUGGAGCACGACGGGCAAGGGAACAGAUGUGGGGAUGAGGUCCGGCUGGGGAGCAUCAUGGCCCCUCUUGUGCAAGCUGCGUUUCACCGCUUCCACUGGUCCCGCUGCAGCCAGCAGGAGCUGAACCGGUAUCUCCAUUCCUAUGAUUGUCUCCGUGAUGAUCCCUUCGAACACGAUUGGCCUUCCCUUCCCCAGCUGCCAGGAAUUCACUACUCCAUGAAUGAGCAGUGUCGGUUUGAUUUUGGUUUGGGCUACAUGAUGUGCACAGCUUUCCGUACAUUUGAUCCCUGCAAGCAGCUGUGGUGCAGCCACCCUGAGAACCCCUACUUCUGCAAAACAAAGAAAGGGCCCCCGCUGGACGGGACCAUGUGUGCACCAGGGAAGCAUUGCUUUAAGGGUCACUGCAUCUGGCUAACCCCAGACAUCUUGAAGCAGGAUGGCCACUGGGGGGCAUGGAGUAAGUUUGGCUCUUGUUCUCGGACCUGUGGCACCGGGGUGAAGUACAGGACACGGCAGUGUGACAACCCCCAUCCAGCCAAUGGAGGCCGCACGUGCAUGGGGCCAAGCUACGAGUUCCAGCUGUGCAACACUCAGGAGUGUCCUAAGGACCUGGAAGAUUUCAGAGAGGAGCAGUGCAAGCAGUGGGAUCCUUACUUUGAGUACCAGAACACCAAACAUCACUGGCUCCCCUAUGAACACGUUGAUGCUAAGGAAAGGUGCCACCUGUAUUGUGAAUCAAAGGAAACGGGGGAUGUGGUGUACAUGAAGAGGAUGGUGCAUGAUGGGACCCGCUGCUCCUACAAAGACCCUUACAGCAUCUGCGUGCGAGGAGACUGCUUGAAAGUCGGGUGUGACAGGGUCAUAGGUUCCACGAAGCAGGAAGAUAAGUGUGGUGUUUGUGGAGGAGAUAAUUCCCACUGCAAAGUGGUGAAAGGAACAUUUUCAAGAGUGCCAAAGAAACCAGGACACAUUAAGAUGUUUGAAAUUCCUGUUGGUGCGAGACAUUUACUGAUACAGGAAACAGAUGCCACCAGCCAUAAUCUUGCAAUUAAAAAUCGUGAAACGGGGAAAUUCAUUCUAAGUGAAGACAACUACGUCCCAGACUCUAAAGUAUUUAUUGACAUGGGUGUGGAGUGGGAAUAUCGGAAUGAUGAUGAUAGAGAAACCGUGCAGACCAUGGGGCCGCUGCGUAAUGGAAUAGUUAUUCUGGUGAUUCCUCAUGGUGGUGCCAAGAUAUCUUUGACUUACAAGUACAUGAUCCAUGAAGAUUCCUUGAAUGUAGAUAACAAUAAUGUUUUGGAAGAGGACUCGGUAUCAUAUGAAUGGGCUCUGAAAAAGUGGUCCCAAUGUUCAAAACCUUGCGGAGGAGGCUACCAGUUCACAAAAUACGGCUGCCGGAGGAAGUCGGAUCACAAGAUGGUUCAUCGGAGUUACUGUGAGAUGAUCCAGAAGCCAAAGCCCAUUCGGAGGGUGUGCAACCUCCAGGAGUGCUCCCAGCCCAUAUGGGUUACAGGAGAGUGGGAGCCUUGCAGUAGAAGCUGUGGGAAGAUUGGAUAUCAGGUCAGAUCUGUGCGAUGCAUCCAAGCCCUGCAGGACAACACCAACCGCUCCGUGCACACCAAGUACUGCAACAACGACCGCCCAGAAGGCAGGAGGCCGUGCAACAGGGAGCUCUGCCCAGCACAGUGGAGAAUAGGACCCUGGUCACAGUGCUCUGUCAGCUGUGGCAAUGGCACUCAGGACCGCCCGGUCCUGUGCCGGACCAGGGACAAUGCUAUUGGACUUUGUAAAGAAAACAAACCAGAGACUGUAAGGGUUUGCAGACUACCUCCAUGUCCAAGAAACGUUUCUGAUCCUUCAAAGAAAACCUACAUGAUACAGUGGCUGUCAAGACCUGAUCCAGACUACCCCAUCCAGAAAAUAUCUUCAAAAGAUCAUUGCCAAGGAGACAAGUCAAUGUUUUGUCGCAUGAUAGAUUCAGUCCGUUUACUGCUCAAUUCCUGUACAAAGAUAAGCUGUGUGGCAAGUCCUGUAAUCUGCUUAGCAGCAACCUAAUCAGAGGACAACAAUGUUAACCAACCCACCUAAAUAAGAUAUGCCAUUGAGGAGGAGCUCCUGCACAACCUUCACCCCUCCUACGGGAGUCUCCACCACACAGGCUGCCACCAGCCCUCCUCUUCUUCCCAAAACCCCUACACCUCUUUCCAAUGCCACUGAGGAACACCCAGAAAUCAACGCCGUGGAUGUUCCCUAUAAGAUCCACGGGCUGGAUAACGAAGUCCCGCAGCACAACAUCAUAACACGGAGGAGGAUACCUUAUGAAAGGACAAGGAAUCAAAGAAUUCAGGAGCUGAUUGCAGAGAAAAGGAAAAAAGAGACUCUUAGGAAAAUAAACUAAAAAACGGAAAUAUGGCACAAACAACAUUUUUCUCUUAUAGAGAUGUUACCAACAUCAUAGUAUUGCCCAUGUCAGAGAGACUAAAAAUGAGGAGAAAUCAAAGUGGUGCUACGGUGGAGAUGCCAAAUUCUAAAGCCUACUAUAAAUGGAAAUGACAGAUUGUUUCAUCAGUGCUAAUCCAAACACUUUCACGGGCAGGUUUACAGGGUAGAGUAUUAGUGCAAUAUCAUUACAGUGUUUUCACUGAAUCCAAACAAGCCCUAACACCUCAGCCAGGUUAGCAGGUUUUCUUAGUUUAUCGGCUCUUUUAAGUCUCCUAUGCCCUUAUAAACUGCUUGGGAAUAGUUUACACUUAGCAUGGAGGAAAACAGCCCAAGAGAAAUAAAACCCCUUUCAAGGUGGUCAGCCAAUCCUUGAUGCUUCUGGGUGUUGCAUCAACCUGAGCACUAACGCAGCCCUGGUCCAGGAAGGUGCUCACGAUGUGCCAGCCUAAGCUUUGGUAGAGCUGCUCCUCUGGUUACAGCCAGCAUGUGCUUUACAACAGCUUUCUGAAUCAGGGCUGCAUAGAAAUAGAUAGAAAAUUCUGUAGCCAUGUAUUUAUGUGUAAAUUAAAAGCUGGCAAACGUUACUUUACAUAUUUCCAUAAAUAAUUUCAAGAGGAUUCUCCUGAUUUUUUAAUAGAUGCAAGACAUUUAGUGGGGUAGAUCUGGCCAACUUGGACUGACAACAUCUAGUCUUUCUGUUUACAAAUUAUCCAUGUUGUUGAUAAGUUCUAAGGUUUCCGUGUAACGCCAAACAGGCCCAUAAUCUUUGUUGGUGUUUUUUUUAUUGGUCUAAUAAUUUUCUCUACCCAACAUACUGUUUCAGGUGAAGAAUGCACUCAAUUCUUGGUGCUUUUUGGUGGCUUUGGUUAGGAAAAUGUAGGGGUUUUUUUUCCCAUAGGAUAGGGUUAUUUGGAAUGAAAUUUUUGUAUUAUCUUCCCUUUCCUUAGGAGAGUUUUUAAUUGGGUGCAGAAAGUGAAACCAACUGUUUGCUGUGGCCCUGACAAUCGGAUGCAACAAUCCACACACACACAUAGUAACUCCAUGGUACUAGGUCUGCUAACACAACUUUAAACUAUGUAACCUUGACAGCCCUGUUGCAGUACUUCCUUUACCCUCAGGCUCAUCAUGGUUUUCAUAGAUCAUUUUGGAAUUCCUGGUUGGAGAUCAGAAAUUUAUUCAUCUUGGCUCUAGCACCACAGAGUCAGGACUGUGGCUGCUCUUGCUGCGGGUGGCAUCCGAGAAGUUCUUCUCCUGCUUGGACUCUACCAUUUGUUUCCUUCUUGCUGGUAACCUCUGCAGAGGCCAGGGCUUCCCUGAAAUUACUUUUACCACUAGGUAGGUCUGAUGGCUCUAGUUCAGCUUUUCCAGUCUGAGAGUAAGAUUCUUCCUCCAGCCUGAGCUGGUCUUAGUUUCAGCAUGCCAGUAAAAAGCCCAUGGUAGUCACGUAAUUAUUACGCCAUGUGCUCAGUUUCCAGCAAUGUUUAAGGAAUUCUGUGGCCUGGCUGCUGGCAAAGAGCUUCAGAAGUAUUGCAAGGUGACCCUGUGACCCUGUCUUCUGUCCUCACCACCAGCAUGGGAAUGAGCUUCCCAAACAAGCCAGUGCUAAGUAAAAGGAAGCAAGAGGCUGAAGAGCAGUGGCUGCACCCCUGCCAUGAUGAACAUCUGUCCUGAGCUGUGGCCACCAGUGUUUGAAGACAAGAUCUGGCUUUAAGAAAAAUACUUUCUGGAGAUAUUAGCUGAAGGAGAAAAGAACGUUUCAGCUGGUGUGGAGAGCACCAAGAGGCCCUUCUUACACAGGACUGAGGUGAUACCUUUGGUGAGUAUUUUGGAGCUGCUCAGAUAGUACAGAGGUGGAGUUACGUUGAAGACCGUGAAGGCUGGGAAGUGUAGUGGCCUGGUUGAAGUCCAGAGCACUACAAAACAUCUCCCAGACCAAGCAGAUGUGGCUGCAGAUGUGAAAGCAGCAGCCAGCACAAGCAACUCAAUAAUCUGUUCUGGUUUUGAGAAGCAAAAACUAAAGCUUCUGCAGUUUUGGCAGCAUUGAGCAGCAGUUGGCUGGGGCAGUGGCAGGAGUCUCUCCUCAGAUUUUAAACUCAUGAAACACUGAGAGUUUUCCUGCAGACGGGGGUGUUGGCUUUAGCUGCCUACAAGGGGACCCUUUGUUUGCCCCAGCCCAUGGCCUGGUUGCCCUUUCAGAGCCAGUAGCCUGGUGCUGCCCCAUGAGCAUUGUGACGAGGGUCUUGUGGCUGCCAACAGACAGGACAGGUUUUUAGCAGUGGUGCAGGUCAGGACACAUCUGUGCCGAGCAAAGCAGUGUAGUAAUGAGCUCUGGAGGGAAAAGAAACCCACCAUGCUAUUUAUAAGCAAGGAAGACGUGUCUAAAUCAACAUCAUUCAGCUGCCUGUGCCACAGGAGACACAAGAUGUAGCUGGGCUCCUAGCCUGUAGACUCAGUGAGUAUUUCUUGCCUUCCACAUUUCCUUUUGCAUAAGAUGUGGUCAGUGUAAGUCUCUUUUUUUUCCCCUUCACAUUAGUAUUGCUGCUUUUAGCUCUGUGGAUAAUAAAAUAAACCUCAAAGCCUCAGCUAUUUCAUAGCCUAGAAGUGCAUCCAAGCAACAAUAAACUUAGGAAAACCCUCACAAACUCAGGGGGUAGAGGGGGGUUGGGGCUUGAAGCUAUGCAAGUGAGGAAUGGUACCAGUCUUAUUCUCUGGGACUCUGACUUCCAGGAGCCUGAGAUAAAGCACUGAAUAAUUUCUGUGCUUCUUUAGCCUCAGGAAUAGGUUUAGUCAACCAGGAGGAGAUGCUCAGAGCUCAAGUGCUGUCUUACACACAGCCUCUUCUGUCCAAGGGACUUAGAAGUGAUUGCCCCAGUAGCAAGUGGAGCAGGAAUUCAUUUGGUGCAACUUCUAGUGAACUUUCUGCAAAAUAUCCUGAGGAAAGUCCUCUUUCCCAGUGCAGGCACCCCAAUGUCCAAAAAGGUCUUGGUGUGCUGAGGCACUUCCAGCUGUGGUCUCCCAGUGGCUAGGAAUUGCUGUAAGCUGGGCAAGGCCAUUUCCCACAAGGGAUCCUUUGCUAGUGGGUGGCAUGGGCACUCUGGCUGAACAUUUGUUCAAAGGAACUUGACUGCUUUGUUCUUUCUUCAGUCAGUUUGCAAUCAAAAAAACCAAAAGCAUUUUUCUAGAUAAGGUGCAAACUUCUGCUGCAUCUUGGAGCAGGAGCAGCCUCCAGAAGGCUGGUGUGGUGCUACACAAGAUCUGGUGUUCAUUAGGGACCCAAUGCAGUGCUUGGUGGCAUCUGUGUUGAGGAAGGGUUUGCUCCCUUCUCAGUCUCACCUUUUGGGAGAUUUAAUUUAAUUCAUUUCUCAGUGGGUUUAACUCUAUUGAAUAUUUCUCUAGCCAUUAUUUGGGGAGCACUGAAAUGGUAUUUGAAGGAGCAGCUUCAGUUUAAAUUGUUCUGGACAGUGAGAUGCUGUUGGACACAGCCUGGUCCAUCUCCUUAUGGAGCACAGCCAGCUGCUACCUUCUCUUUACAGUCUUGCUGUAUGAGGGGAAAAAACCCAAGCACCUCUUCAGAUGAGAAAAGAUGCCUUCUUUUCAAGCUGGCAUGAGUUCUACAGAAGGUGUUUUUAUUUUUUCUUCCAGCAGUUCCCCAUGAUGGUGAUUUCCUAAGCACAGGUACCUCACUGCUAUUUGAAAACACCAGAGCAGAACUCUAUUCAUAAAGAAAAAGCAGCCCAAGGCAAUUGGUAGGGGUUUUGCUCUCAGCUGAUCUUCAUUUCUUUGCUUUGCAGUGGAAAUUUCACUCAUUUUUUGGCUGCUUCACUUUUGACUACUGUUCCUCUUUUCUACAGUCCUGUAACUGGGCAAGAGCAUCACUGUAAUGUGUCUUCUGUUCCCCAGGUACUGCAUUUUGAAACACACUAAGCAGAAAGUGGUAUUUUAAUAUCACUUAAUCCCCAGAAAAUAAGCAAGCAGAUUUAUAGGUAAAUACAUUCCUGCAGAGACCAGCUCAGAGACCUGAGAGUUAAAGCAAUGUGGUCCCAUCAGGGAUCUAACCAUGCAAAUACACAGCUUUCUAAACUGUCAUUUGUCUGUUGGUCUAAACUUAAAAUCCGAAUGACAGCCCCUCAUGGAAGAAAAAAAACCUAAAAAUAUCCCAAACCAGUCCUGGUUACAUUGGUUCCAUUCUACUGCCAUUUUUUUUCACCAAACAUUCCUUUAAAAACUCUGUAGUCUAUUAUGAAUGCAUCACUUUUUAUAUCAUUUAUCCAUUCAAUAUUUAGAGUCUCACAACAUGUCCAUAGAAUGCUUUCAGAUAUCUUGAGAAUUCUAGAAAUUGGUGCUUUACCAGUCCUCAAAGGGUUUUAUGUUUUAUUUUAUUACAUAAUGCAUUUAAUGUCUUAUUUACUCACCUACAAUGCACAGUAUUAGCCACGUUCAUCUGUAUAUCUAUAUGCAACUUCCA
Calypte anna (Anna's hummingbird) is the source of this 8142-nucleotide messenger RNA. RefSeq names its product ADAM metallopeptidase with thrombospondin type 1 motif 2 (gene ADAMTS2). NCBI's taxonomy places the organism in Eukaryota, Metazoa, Chordata, Aves, Apodiformes, Trochilidae. The record is from RefSeq and is a predicted model, not a curated record. Gene Ontology annotation, molecular function: zinc ion binding; metalloendopeptidase activity. Gene Ontology annotation, biological process: proteolysis; extracellular matrix organization. The transcript is spliced from 22 exons. The coding region runs from base 54 to 3290 and encodes 1078 amino acids.